UUCUUUUCUGUUAAGAUACUUACACGUAUGGCUUUCAUGUACUUUAUACAAGACUGACUCAGUAGUUAAAUGAUCUAAUACAAACAAACCACCCUCACAUGAGGCCCAUCAAUAGUAUUAGUUUGCAUACUGUGCUAAAUAACUUGCUUGACUGUACUGUAUGUGAUAUUCACCGAUAUGUGUUUGGGUGCAGACAUGAUGAAGGUCUCACAUGGGUGCCAACUGGGCAUCGCCACCCUGGUGCUGCUGCUGGAACUGAUCACGGGUCAGCUGUGCAGGUCUUUCGUCUUGUUGGUGGACGGCUUCCACACGCUCUUUGUCCUCAGUCACAUGGCUCCCCCUCACCCUCAAAGCGCAGAGAGUCCCUCGGGUUCGAGCGACCCCGCCAGGCCCCUGGCGUGCGGGGCGUCCCACCCUGACGACAGGAGUCGGCCGGUGGGGGUUUUCAUCUCGGCCCUCCUGCUCUUCUCUCUGUGUGUCUCGUGCUUGUUGGAAAUGAUCAGCUCGUCUGUGGAGAUGCAUGCGGUGGCGCGGCCCUGGCUGCUGGUGGCGGUGGGCGUGGUCAGCGUGCUCUACAAGGUCGUGGUGCUCGGGAUGACCCGGAGGCGGUGGGAGGCCGGGGCGGGGGUCCAGGCUGGAGGGGAGCCAGAGUGUUUCAUUGAAAUCAACCACAAAGCCGUGUCUCAGGGGGGCUCCGGAGGUUUGGGCGAGGCCGAGCGAGGCCCGCGUGAAGCCAGCAGAGCUCAGCGCGGGAUGACGGCGCACUCCCUCCACAACGGGGGUCUCGUCUUCUGCAACCCGGCGACCUCGGCAGGAGGAGGCGUGGAUGCGCAGGAGUCGCUGGAGGAGCUCCAGUCGCGCAAAGAAGAUGCUCACGUCAACAGGAAGUCUCUGACACUGUGUCCCCCUUCUGUGACAAUGGUGGUGCAGGGGCUGUCCACAUCAGUUCUGCUCCUGGUCACCGGUCUGGUGCUGCUGCUGGUGGACCCUUAUUACCGGCAUUCCCCGGGACCCUGCAGCCUCCUGGUGUACCUGGAUCCGAGCUUGGCCAUCUUGGCUGUCAUCAUCCUGGUGGCCCGAGCUGUUCCGCAGAUGCACAGGUACGGGCUGCUGCUGAUGCAGGCCACGCCGCCUCACGUGAGCCUGGCGGACGUCAGGGAAAGGAUCGGGAGCGUGCCCGGAGUGGAGGAGGUGCACGAGCUCCACAUCUGGGAGUUGUCCGAUUCCCUCGUGGUGGCCUCGGUCCACGUGCUCUGUCACGCUGCCUUUCCCAUACACAGGUGUACUGAUCUGAUGUCGGGGAUCACCAAGGUGCUGCAGAGUGUCGGGGCGAGCUGCUGCACAGUGCAGCCUGAGUUUGCCCCCUCUUCUGCCCUCCCCAAGAGUCCAGCGUGUACAUCUGCAGUGCCCACCUGCAGAUUGGCCUGUACGAAGCUCUGUGAUGCCCACGUGUGCUGUCACAAAAUUGUGAUGCUUUCGUAACUACAAACAUCAAUUUCAAUGAAGUUGGGACAUUUUGUAAAACGUAAAUAAAAACAGAAUACAAUGAUUUGCAAAUCCUUUUCAACCUAUACCCAAUUGAAUACACUACAAAGACAAGGAUUUAAUGUUCACACUGAUAAACCUUUUUUUUUUUCUUCAAAUAAUCACUGAUUUAGAAUUUGAUGCCUGCAACAUGUUCCAAAAAUUCUGAGACAGGGGCAUGUUUACCACUGUGUUACAUCACCUUUCCUUUUAACAACAGUCUAACUGUUGAAGUUUUGUAGGUGGAAUUCUUUACCAUUCUUGCUUGCAUAUUAUGGACUGCAGAUGAUGAAAUUUCUAACUUCCUGGCAAUUUUACAUUGACAGGCGGCACGGUGGACGACUGGUUAGCACAUCUGCCUCACAGUUCUGAGGACCCGGGUUCAAAUCUGGCCUCGCCUGUGUGGGGUUUGCAUGUUCUCCCUGUGCUUGUGUGGGUUUCCUCCCACAUCCCAAAAACAUGGUAGAUUAAUUGAAGACUCUAAAUUGCCCAUAGGUGUGAAUGUGACUGCAAAUGGUUGUUUGUUUAUAUGUGCCCUGCGAUUGGCUGGUUCAGGGUGGGUGUACCCCGCCUCGCACCCGAAGAUAGCUGGGAUAGGCUCCAGCAUCUGCGUGACCCUCGUGAGGAUAAGCGGUACAGAAAAUGAAUAAAUGAAUGUACGUCGACAUUGUUAUUAAACUGUUGAACUAUUUGCUCACGUGGUUGCAAAGUGGUGAACCUCGUCCCAUCCUUGCUUGUGAAGAACUGAGCCUUUCGGGAUGCUCCUUUUAUACCCAAUAAUGACACUCGUUCACCCAAUAAUGACACUCGUUCACAUGUGGAAUGUUCCCAUUUUUUAUUUUUUAUUUUUAUUUUUUAGCAUUCCUCAACUUUCCCAAUCUUUUGUUGCCCCUGUCUCAGCUUUUUGGGAAUGUUUUGCAAGCAUCAAAUUCAAAGUGAGAGAAUAUUUGCAACAACAACAAAAACUAAUAAUAAUGUUCAUUAGUUUGAACUUUAAAUAUCUUGUCUUUGUAGUGUAUUCAAUUGAGUAUAAGUUGAAAAGGAUUUGCAAAUCAUUGUAUUUUGUUUUUAUUUAUGUUUUACACAAAGUCCUAACUUUAUUGGAAUUGGGGUUUGUAGAAAAUCACGAAUGGACUGUUUUAUUGCUUUGCUAGCUCUGAUGCGCUGAAAACAGCAAGCUAGCAAGGCGCCUAGUAGGUUGUCUCAUUAGGUUUUUGAGUGUGAUCCGUUUGCAAGUCAAUGUAUAAUAACGAGUCUAAUUCAGAAAGUAAGGAAAUGAGAGAGACAUGCUCGGCUGAAUGUUUUUUAACUUGUUUUUUAAACUUGCCAUAACUUGUCUCUCGAUACUAAGAUAAUAAAUAUUCUUAAUGACCUGUCCGGUGUUUGAAGCAGAUACUUUACUUCUUCAUCUCACAUGGACAAACAGAAAUUUCCACAACCCUUUGCCGACGCAACCUCAUUUUACUAUUUUUGUAAUGCUGUAAUUGUAUCUGGUAACUACAGUAUUGUGUGAUACAAAUGCAUCUUGAAAUAUAUUCCAUGUCUACGUGUAAGCGUAAAAAAGUGCAAUACUAUAACAUGAACAUAUGAAAAGCUACUGUUACCAUGAAUUCAUUGAAAUAACCACUUGAA
Molecule: messenger RNA, 3156 nt
Organism: Phyllopteryx taeniolatus (common seadragon)
Lineage: Eukaryota; Metazoa; Chordata; Actinopteri; Syngnathiformes; Syngnathidae
Product: proton-coupled zinc antiporter SLC30A1
Exons: 4
Coding region: 178-1482 (434 amino acids)
Biological process (GO): zinc ion transmembrane transport; intracellular zinc ion homeostasis; detoxification of zinc ion
Cellular component (GO): endoplasmic reticulum; Golgi apparatus
Molecular function (GO): calcium channel inhibitor activity; zinc ion transmembrane transporter activity
Source: RefSeq, a predicted model, not a curated record